GUUACUAUGUACACACCCCGCCAUUAUACAUGUAAGAUCAUUAAACCAAGGUACGAUCCAUGAUCCGUCCCAUUUGCACAGUCACAAUAUGUGCUACUUCACUUGCGAUACUUCCAUACUCACCCGUCUCCGCAUUGUUUCUCAAUGCAUUAUUUUCCAUCAGCCUUAUCGACUUCCUCAACUAUACGCGGAGACAAUAAUCAUCCAGGGAAUGGAGGUAGAACUCGACCUGAGCGGCUCGAGAUUCAAUAGUGCGGUCUGGGUCUUCAAUUUCGGACACCUAGUCGCCGGCAUACCAGCCGCGAUCUUGUUCAGGAAGUUUGAUAUUUUGCUGGGGAAUCCUCGCGACUAGGUGUGGUCUGGUACGAGAUUUCCAAUGCCUAGUUGAUUGUCGGCUGCUGGGGGGGUGGAGG
Molecule: messenger RNA, 413 nt
Organism: Pseudomassariella vexata
Lineage: Eukaryota; Fungi; Ascomycota; Sordariomycetes; Amphisphaeriales; Pseudomassariaceae
Exons: 3
Coding region: 89-352 (87 amino acids)
Source: RefSeq, a predicted model, not a curated record